Molecule: messenger RNA, 1012 nt
Organism: Ornithodoros turicata
Lineage: Eukaryota; Metazoa; Arthropoda; Arachnida; Ixodida; Argasidae
Product: kxDL motif-containing protein 1-like
Exons: 4
Coding region: 232-630 (132 amino acids)
Biological process (GO): lysosome localization
Cellular component (GO): BORC complex
Source: RefSeq, a predicted model, not a curated record
CGCCACCGAGUCAGCCGCCAGUAAUGGUUACACUGUCCUGUAAACCAUGAAUUUGGAGACACCUUCUGCUAUUUUUUAUGAUGUGCUAUAUUGCGCCUAUAUUUUCGCCACAUCCUAGUAUCGUGGCCGUUAUGAAUCCAUAAUACACGUGUGCGAAUCUCGCGCUUGCGAUUGCUUUGCAUUUCCGAGCCGAUAUCUGCGCGUCUUCCCAAGUUUAGCCCUGUCUGCAACAUGGCCCAAUCGAGGGUGUAUCUACCGUCAGCAUCCGUGACUGUUGCGCAAGGUUUGGGUAACCAGGUUAAUCACGAUGACAUCGCGUCAAUUGUACAGUCCCAAAAACACAUCCUCACCAGACUGGAGAAGACGAAUGAGAUGCUGGCCAAUUGCAACACCCUCUCUGCUACACAAUUCAUGACAGCCAGUCAAGAAAUGCGGAAACACACACAGUUGCUCCUUGAUCUCAAGAAGGACCUUGAUUCUGUUUUCAGGAGAAUAAGAUUCCUUAAAAUGAAGCUCUCGCAGCAGUAUCCAACCGCAUUUUCAGCAUGUGGCAACGUUUUCAACGUCCUCGACGAAGAAGAAGAGACUGUGGCAAACAGGAGGUCACCCACAGUUACGGACACUGCAUGAAUUUCCUUACUGUACUGAGGGUGUCAACGUUUUGUGCUGCUGUUAAGCGCUACACUGAAAAUGAAAAGGCUCUGACACGCACCUUCACCAAUGGUUUUCCUGACACCUGCCAAAAGCGGCCCAGAAAAUGGUGUCGAAGAGGUGCAUUUUGCUCGCAAGGUGUGGGAUCUCUAGGUGAUUUCCAAAAGGUUCUCAAGAUUUGAAGGAAGCUCACUUUGUAAGAACACAAAAUCGAGGUAGUGUCAUCACCACGUGUAACACACUCUGGGUUAUCAAGGGAGGAAGAGGUGCAUUUACAUCAACAUGUGGCAUCUACAUGUACAUAAAUGUGAAUUAAAGCCUGGCAUAGCAACAUCUGCUUGCCAAUAAUAAGCUUCAAAAA